UGCGAUAAUUCUUGAGUCACUUGGCUGCGGGUGGGGUUGCCAGCUGAAGAAGUCUGCAUGCAGAUAAGGAUGCCAGACGCAAAAAAACGAACAGCCACAUAUCGUCGGAAUUACAAUUAUUAUUAUUGUUGUUUAACAACAACGUCGACGAAUGUGUGAGUGUGUACUUUAGCCAACUAAAUGGCCAAACUAGCGCAAUACAAAUUGCCAACGAGUUCUUUUCAAAUGCUCUGCCAUAACGGUAGUUAAUAGCUGUUCGACUCUUCAAUUACACACAAAGUUACGUGAACAACAACAGCAGCAACAACAAGAGAAGAGCAGAAGACACCCAUUUGUAACGUGUAUACAUAUAUAUGUAUAUGUGCACACAUACAAACAGCAUCAUAACAAAGUGAGAUGACAUCUAACGGCUACAAUAAUAAUAAAAACAACAACAACAGCAUCACAACCACCAAUCAGCUGCAAUGAAUGUGAAGAAAAGGCCACGUCUGGAGCUAGCCACAGCGGCAACAGCAACAGCCGCAGCCGCAGCAGCCGACGUUGCAUAUGCCACAUACAGUAACGGGAAUGGUAGCACAACAACAAAUGGCAUAUUUCUAGCUAGCAGCGUGGAUGUGAAUAACGGUGCACAAAUCUAUUUGACCAUAUGCGGGGAUGAUGACAAUUCGAAUGAAUCUCAAGAGUUUUAUGCCAUCGAGAGCAUUAAACAGGAGCCAGAUUUGGAUGCACUGCAUGCGCUGUUGCCGACGAAUCUGCAGCUCCCAACGGGUUGUGAAAUAUAUUUAGUUAAAGACACCCCCACCACCACCACCACUACCACAAAUCCCAAAGCGAAUGAGCCAUUGCUGCAGAAGCAACACCAACGCCAACACCAACAGCAACAGCUACAACAUGCACAACCAAUGGCUUCCAUUAAACUGGAGCCGGACUCCAUUGCCACACCGUCCACGAACGUGCUGUACGUUAGUGGCAGCGGUGCAACGACGACCACGCACAACAUCGUUGUUGCUGCCAGCAAAGAUUCGCCAAGUAGCGGCAGCGGCAGCGGCACCGGCAGCAGCAGCAGCUCCUCUUUACCAGUGAUUAGCCACACAACACCCACAGCUCCAGCUGUAGUGUCUGCCGGCUAUAAUGUCAAGAUGGAUGCGUUCAAGAAGCGGGACGACAAGCGGCGUGCCACACACAAUGAGGUGGAGCGUCGACGUCGCGAUAAAAUCAAUUGCUGGAUCUUCAAGCUGAAGGAGAUGCUGCCCACUGAGGGCAAUCGCUACAAGCCGAUGACUGAGACGUUGGACAGCAAAGCGGCAAGCAUUCGCAAUUGCCAGCAGAAUGGACGCACACCACCCAACGAUUCCAAAUCUCAAAUACUAAUCAAGGCCUGUGACUACAUCAAGAGUAUGCAAAAUGAAAUCGACAGCCUGCGCGACUGUCUGCAAGAGGCGGAACAUUUGCGUUUAAGCAAUCAGGCGUUGCGUGAUGAAUUGGAAACUUUGAAACAGCAACAGGAGCUGCAGGAGCGUUUCAAUACCGCUGGCGGCUCAUUCAACGUAACGCUAAAUUCCCUCAAUAGCUCAGCUACUAGUGACCUCUUCGAUAAUAUGGAUGGGGCGGCCAAUCUCUCAACAGUAUCAUCGAUUAACUUUACCAAACGGGGCCUCAUGAUCAGCGACUACGAUGAGUAAAACCGAAAUCCCAAAAACUUACAACCAAAGAACAGAUAAUAGCAAAUUUAUAUACAUAUAGACAGACAGACAGACAUAUAUACAUAUAUAUAUAUAUAUAGUUAAAUCAUUUUAUGUGCCAGAACUUGUUAAGCAGAUUAAGAAGA
Molecule: messenger RNA, 1828 nt
Organism: Drosophila hydei
Lineage: Eukaryota; Metazoa; Arthropoda; Insecta; Diptera; Drosophilidae
Gene: Usf
Exons: 2
Coding region: 465-1682 (405 amino acids)
Biological process (GO): regulation of transcription by RNA polymerase II
Molecular function (GO): protein dimerization activity; DNA-binding transcription factor activity, RNA polymerase II-specific; RNA polymerase II cis-regulatory region sequence-specific DNA binding
Source: RefSeq, a predicted model, not a curated record